UCUCCAUGUACUCUAUACAGUUUGCCAGCUACUCUAAACUCGCUUAGGAGGUACGUGAUAAAGCCAAGUUGAUGCACAUCGCCGUCUCCUCACCACAUGUUCUCCACAUAUCAGCUGUUCACUCGAGUUUGAAGUGAGUACACGCGUGAAUAACAAGCUCUCCCCACCACCUUUCGAUACAAACAUGGAGGAAAGCAAGUUGCCAAGGACGAAAGUGGUCAUCAUCGGGGCCGGAGCAUCAGGGUUAGCCGCCGCAGAUGCAUUACUUAAAAAUGACUUGAAGGAUUUUAUGAUUCUUGAAUCGUCGGAUCGCAUUGGUGGGCGUGUUCAUAGCAUAGACUGGGCCGGAACGGACAUUGAACUGGGAGCCCAAUGGAUUCAUGGUGAAGAAGGGAACGUAGCUUGUGAAAUUGCUCUGGAGCAUGGGAUCCUGGAAGAUCCAAAAGCUCCAACAUUGGAGGAUAUUGGCGAGGACUUUUUCGACAGUCACGGCAACGAAUGGGAUGAGCAACUUGUUGAAGACAUCGAAGCCAUUUUUGAACAAGCCGAAGAUGACCUAGAAGAGCGUCCCGUCCAAUCGGAGGAGAGUAUUGGGGAUUACUUUGAGCCCAAAAUUAAAGAGUUGGUCCAAGAUCGAGAUGAUACCUUUCGGAAGCACGUGUUCAUGUACUUGGACUUUUACCAUCGCUACCAACAAGCCGUCGAAGCCUGCAAUCAUUGGAAUCAGGCCAGCCUGUACAGUGGACAUCGGCUGUACGAGCUUCCACCCGGAAAAGAGUCAAUUGCUCUUAAAGGAGAUCACAAGAUGAGCGAUAUUUUGGACACAUUCUUAAGCGACGAGCUCAAGAGCAAAAUCGCGAUUGGCUCUGAGGUGACUCAAAUAAGUGAGGAUGAAUCCAAGGCUGGUUACAAAAUUACGACCAAAAAUGGCAAGACAUUUCUUACGGAUGCUGUUUUAGUCUCGGUAUCCUUGGGAGUCUUGAAAGCUCAUCAUCCAACUUUGUUUAGUCCUCCGUUGCCAAAGGCAAAAGUUGAGGCCAUUCAAUCGGUAGAAUUUGGCACUGUGAAUAAAAUCUACUUGGAAUUUGAACAUCCUUGGUGGUCUCCUGAUGCUGAAGGGUUUGGCUUCUUGUUUGAAAACGAUUCAGACUAUUCUCUAACCACGUCCAAAACAGAUUGGACACGAUCCCUUCUCGGAUUGUAUCUGGUGGCAAAUCGACCCAACAUUUUGUCCAUGUGGAUCAGUGGACAUGGAGCUCGCUAUCUGGAAACGCUCUCGGAGCAGGAUUCGCAGCGAGAUACGAUGAACUUUAUCCGGAAAUUCCUCCACAAGCUCUCGGAGCAGGAUUCGCAGCGAGAUACGAUGAACUUUAUCCGGAAAUUCCUCCACAAGAAAUAUCCAGAUAUUCCUGAGCCAAGACAUUUUUUGGUAACCAAAUGGAACUCAAACCCCCAUGUUUGCGGAUCUUAUUCAUUCCUGAGUCCACACACAAUGAAGAAGGGUAUCUUGCCCGGAGAUUUGGCCUCACCGGUUGGAAAGAUUCAUUUCUGUGGCGAGGCCACCAGUCCUCACCAUUUCUCUACACUACACGGAGCCAUUGGUUCUGGAAUACGAGCAGCUAAUGACAUUUUAAGGCAUUUCUAAAAGACGCAUAUGUUUUCGAACAAUUGGUGGUCGCUCUUUGUAGGAGGCGGGAUAGAAAACAGUUUUCAAGGCACAUUUUGUCACUAUGCCAACAAUGCAAGCAAUUCUAGCAGAAUCAAAGCCCAUUUUUGCCAUCGGUCAUGUCAGCGACACUUGUUAGAAUAAAUGAAAUCGGUUCUAAUUCGG
This is a messenger RNA of Tigriopus californicus, 1831 nucleotides long. RefSeq names its product spermine oxidase-like. Lineage: Eukaryota; Metazoa; Arthropoda; Copepoda; Harpacticoida; Harpacticidae. Gene Ontology annotation, molecular function: polyamine oxidase activity. The record is from RefSeq and is a predicted model, not a curated record.